AUGAACUCUUUUACAUCAGCUUCUUCUUCCAUUUCUUCCAUUUCAAGAAAUAGCCAAAUAUUACCAAAUUAUUUUUUCCAGAGUGGAUCUCUAAGUGAAGGACUGGGAAAUAUCCCAGUUGAUCAUGAUGAAGAAUCAAAAGUUACAAUACCUGGGCAAUCUAUUAAAUCUUUCAAUUCUAGCCAAUUAUCAAAUGAUCAUAUUAGAUAUAGCCCAGUUCAUUCAUUGACAGGAGCUCCAAUAUAUAAUAGUAUUAGUAUGGGAAGUGAUGAAUAUAAGGAAAUGUUGAGGAUGAGUAAUGAAUUAAGAAAAAGCCAAGAAUUUGAAAGAAUUCAAGGUAGAGCACCACCUGAAAUGUAUAAAUCACCAAAAAAUUCAUGUAUUCUUAGCAAAUGUGAUAUUCCAGAAGUUUUAGGAGAUUGUUACAAAGUUGAAAAAACCAAUACUUUAGCGGACAGAAAACAACUAAAUGCUCCCAUUUAUGUUAAAGAAGAAAAAGUUCUCAAUUCCAUUAGUAAGAAUGUUGUUAAUAAUAUUCCAUAUUCUCAAGUUUACAACUCAAAUAAUAAUGCGAAUCAACCUAGUGACCAAUUGAAGUCUUUGUUUAGUAUUAAAUCUUCAGAAAUAAAAGAGCCCAGUAAUAAAGUGAAAGAGAAUGCCUUAAUCCAGGAAUUUAAAAAUAAUAAUGUAUCAAUACCUAAAAAACCAUUCAUUAAUAAUGAAUUUUCCCCAAUUACUUGUAUGAAUAAUACGUGUUCGAAUAUUAAAGGAGCAAUCAAUAUAUUAGGAGUUACAGGGAAGAUAUUUAUGGAUGUAUUAUUUCAUUUAGUCAAUGCUUUUGAUUUAGAUACAAAAGAAACUUCCAAUAAUAGUAAUAAUAAAUUUGAAAAUAUGCCUCAUUUCCCUGUUUCAUCAAUAGGAAUACCACCAGAUACCGUAAUUCUUCAGUGUUUUGAUUGUGGGUUAAUUUACUAUACAGAUUUACCAUUAAACAAACAACAACUUGGUACUAUUGGUAUUUUAGAUCCAAAACCUAUAGAGUUUGGUCAACCAGAUUCUGAAGAAAUUAUAUAUGGAAUAUCAAAUAGAAACUCUCCAUAUUAUUGCUGGGGAAAUUUGGAACCCAGAGACUUGUCUCCAAACCAAAUUGAAUUCUUAAAAAAGAUUGAUCUUAGAAAACAAAACCGAUUUUCACACCAAGAUCUUGUUGAUUUAUAUUAUUAUAGAUUUCGUAAAGAUAGAAGAUAUGAAGAAAAUUUUCCAAUUUAUGUACAAUCUGAUCCUCAGCUUCAUCUUUACAAAUUCUAUAGAGAGACUAUGCAUGGUGCCUAUAAUGGAAAUAAAACUCCUCUUCCAGAUCUUGGAAAUCAUUUUCUUCCAUCUCCUUGGAAUGGAAACAGAACCAAUAAUAAAUUAAAUAAAUCAUCGUCAUCUUCUUCUUCAAAUAGUAAUAAGAGUACUGAAACAAAAAAUAAUUUUGAAAAAGACCAAGAUGGAUUUAUUAUUCUUCCAAAGUUUGAUCCUCCCUCAGAAAAUCUAAGUGAAUAUGAUCUGGCAAAUAUGCCUGACAAAUCUCAUAUCUUUCCUUUCAUUUUAGAUAGCUUCUAA
Messenger RNA from Cryptosporidium ubiquitum, 1608 nucleotides. RefSeq names its product cytohesin-like protein. Bases 1 to 1608 code for a protein of 535 amino acids. The record is from RefSeq and is a predicted model, not a curated record. NCBI's taxonomy places the organism in Eukaryota, Apicomplexa, Conoidasida, Eucoccidiorida, Cryptosporidiidae. The transcript has a single exon.